Trichomycterus rosablanca is the source of this 1851-nucleotide messenger RNA. RefSeq names its product zinc finger and BTB domain containing 34 (gene zbtb34). Gene Ontology annotation, molecular function: RNA polymerase II cis-regulatory region sequence-specific DNA binding; DNA-binding transcription factor activity, RNA polymerase II-specific; protein binding. Lineage: Eukaryota; Metazoa; Chordata; Actinopteri; Siluriformes; Trichomycteridae. Gene Ontology annotation, biological process: regulation of transcription by RNA polymerase II. The transcript has 2 exons. Bases 103 to 1608 code for a protein of 501 amino acids. The record is from RefSeq and is a predicted model, not a curated record.
UGGAGGAGGCCUGGCUGGAGCUAACCAAGUCGCUCCAGGGUAAUGGACAGCGUUUGAGUUGGACACGGAUUUUGGUGAAAUAAGGGUUAACAACAGUGAGACAUGGAUGACGACAGUGGCUUUAUAGAGUUUGAUGUGCCCGAGUUCAGCAAUGCUGUCAUGAAGCAGCUUAAUGAACUACGGCUGCAAGGUAAGCUCUGUGACAUUAUUGUGCACAUCCAGGGUCGGCCAUUCCAGGCGCACAAGGCCGUGCUGGCUGCCAGCUCACCAUACUUCCGUGACCACUCAGCACUUGGGACCAUGAGCGGCCUUUCACUCGCAGUCAUCAAAAGCCCUGCAGUAUUUGAGCAGUUACUAGCUUUCUGCUACACCGGCCACAUGGAGUUGCAUCUGCGUGAUGUCGUCAGCUUCCUCACAGCUGCCAGCUUUCUGCAAAUGCAGGCGGUCAUUGACAAGUGCACACAGAUCCUAGAGGGCCUCCACUCCAAGAUUACUGUGCCAGUCCCUGGCGAAACAGAAGCUGAUGAAGACCUUGAUGCUAGCGGUGGACACAACGGUGUAAAAGAAGCAGGUGUUUUCUUGAACCCAACCCAGAUUUCACCACCCUACCUCUCUAGAAAGAGCCAUCGUGGAGAGACGAGUGGUGCAGGAAGGGUAAUUGUGCACUUAGCAGAGGAAGGGCAGUCAGACAGAGGGAGCAGUGAUUGUGCAUCAGAACAGGACGUGUCCAUGGAAGCUGAGCCAGAGCAAGGGGACUUGAACGAGAGGAACGAGCAAGUAACAGACAUCCAAGUCAAGCUGGAAAAAACAGAGCGACCCACCUACUCGGACAGCUCAUCAGUGUGCGAUGAUGGGUACCACACAGAAAUGGUGGAUGGUGAGCAAGUACUAGCUGUGACCGUAGGGGCUUCAGGGCCAGUGUUGCCUCCUGCUCGCUAUACUUAUCCAGCCCUUCCCUCAUCCUACGUUCUCAGCCUAAGUCCAUCCAGUCCCUCUCGUUCAAUUCUUAGUGGAUUCCAAAGUGGCCGAGGGCGACCUAAGCGACCUGCACCACUGUCUGUUCAAACUGAUGCAGCUUCUCAAUCAAAGCUAGGAAAUGACGAAGGCGAGCCAACAGCAACAGGGGUCUUCGAGAACGACGUGAGAGAACGGGGUCUUCGCGGCCAGUGGUACCCAUUUAACGAGCGGCUCGUGUGCAUCUACUGCGGCAAGUCCUUCAACCAAAAGGGCAGCCUGGAUCGCCACAUGCGCCUACAUAUGGGCAUCACGCCAUUCGCCUGCAAGUACUGUGGCAAGAAGUACACACGCAAAGACCAGCUGGAGUACCAUAUCCGUGGCCAUACCGACAACAAGCCCUUCCAUUGCCAGAUCUGCGGCAAGUGCUUCCCCUUCCAGGGUACCCUUAACCAACAUCUGCGCAAAAAGCACAUGAUUUCUGGCACAGAGAUAAGCAACCACACAGGCUUACUAAGGGAAGCGGCAGACAACCACCGCGGGACGCCAGCUGAAAACUCCGAGGGUGCUCUCGCUGAUGACGUUUCAGGCCAUGAGGAAAGUGUUAAGUCCAGUCCCCAAGGAAGCCCAUCCACAUCUAGAGCUGAUUAUUAAGUAAUCAGUUUUGGCAACCAAGGUUGCUUGGUUUUAUUAGUCAGAGGAGUUGAUCUGAAACCUGCCUUGCACACGUUCUACUCAUUGGCCUAGUAAUCUGCUCACGUAAGACGCAAUUUCAAAAGAGGGUUUUUUUUUUCAGAAAGGCAGGUGUCGUUUAGUCAAGCCACAGGAUUAAGUGGACAUUAUCAAGGGCCUCUAUUUUUUUUUUUUUUUUUUUUUUUUAAAUAGAUAAAUAUUUUC